CGUACGUGGACAGCUCCAGUAGCAUUCCCGCCUUAAAUCACCUUCUUCUUCCUCUACCGGAAACCCUAAUUAUUCUCUCCGCUUCCUCUCCCCGCAGAAACAGCAACGCUUCUAUGGAAUACGGUGAUCUCGCGCUCGCCUCCUGUUCAGGUAUGAGUAGGCAACUGAAAUCGGACGAUUCUAUCGACAAUGAGAAGACUGUGGUGGAUAAUCGAAUCCCUACGCAGACGGAGAAAGAGAAGAAAUUUCUGAGAUCUACAGCUGAGUGGCUCAUCCGUACUGCUCGUGUACCUCCUCAUUCCUUUGUGGAUCGCAUGGGCCCGGUCUUGCCUUUCGAUGAUUCUCUACAGUCUCUACUCGAGGGAGAGAUUCUUAAGAUUCACGAAGAACGCAAAGACAAGGCCAAGAAAUUCCUCAAGGAUUUCGAUGGCAAGUUGACAAUCUCUUAUGAUCGGGUCGCUUAUGAUGAUGAGUGGCUGGCUUAUGAUGAGGAAUAUGAUGACAGUUAUUCCAAAGAUGGCCCUGUUUUGCACAAGGCUUUCGUCAAUUUAAGUGUCCAUUUCGUUGAUCGUAACUGGAAUGUCAGGAAAUGGAUCUUGCGGUACUCUCCUAUCGAGUUUGAACGCGUGGAAAAAGUUGAGGUUAAAAAGUUUAAGAAAGUUAUUCUGGAUUAUGAGAUUGAGGACAAGGUCUCUACUAUUGUAGUGCCUAACCACGGUGAUAAACGCUUUGAUGCUCUCAGAAAGUGGAUAGAAAAGAAGGGAGAAAAUCCGAUCGACCCUUGCUUCUUCCGCAUCUGUUGCUGCUCUGAUCUCUUCAGGUUAAUGGCUGGUGAUUUGUUUGACGACAUGGACUUGCUGCUAGAGGAUAUCCGAGUCUUGGUUGGCUGGGGAAAGAUGUCAUCAACCAACUGGAACGUCACUUUGUGUAGUCUUCAAGAAGCUCUAGAUAUGGAAGAUAAGAAAGUAUUUGAAGAGGAUGAGUAUUACCAGGACUUUGACCAACCAUCUGAAGAAGAAUGGAUGAUGGUUCGAACUUUCUGCAAACUCGCUGGUUGCAUCUACAAAGUGGCAAAGGAGCUUUUCGAAGGAGGGUAUUCGACAUCUAACGUCUACUUCCAUCUUCUUGCGGAGCUAAAGGGAAUGUUGAACCAAGAGCUAAUGAGUGCUGAUGAUGAUUACUUCCUCUGCAAAGCUAAGAAGAUAUUGGAGAGGUUUGAUAAGUACUGAAAUGAUAUGUUCCUGGUUUUGGCAACUGCUUCUGUGUUAGACCCUCGGUUCAAGGUGAAAUACGUUGAGUUUUACUGCUCAAAGAAGAUUGACAAUGACGAAGCCCCAAAAGCUGAAACUGUUUUGGACUAUUUACGCAAUCUAUAUGCUCAGUAUGCAGCUAGCGAUACUUGUACACAAACAGAAUGCAUGAAUGCUACAGUUGAUUCACUUUCCUAUACCGCAGAGGAAGAUGAAGAAAGUGAUAAAGAAUAUGAAGAAGAAGAAGGUGGAGUAGAAGAACAGAAGGACGAGGAAGAGAAAAAACAUGAUACAUACAAGGAUUUUGUUUUGUUUCAGGAAUUUCUCAAGUUUGAAGGAUCUUCUAGAGAUUUUGAUGAAUCAGAACUCGGUUCCUAUCUCAAAGAGCCAGUUAUGGAGUGGAACAAAGACUUCAAAGCAUUGCAAUGGUGGAGAGAAAAGAGCCCACAGUAUCCAAUCCUCUCCCGAAUAGCUCGUGACAUUCUCUCCAUACCAAUCUCUCGUGCCACAUCGUAUGACGCUUAUGUUGCUGACCAAAGAGAGUGUCCUGAAUUUGUUGUCACCAUGAAAGCCAAAGUUGUGAACGCCAUGAUGUGCAGCAAACGCUGGUCACGACUUUGAUUUGGCAAAUGUAAGUCGUAACAACAAAAAAUGCUUUGGCCUUAGUAGGAUCAUAUUUCUGUUUCUUUUUUUUUUUGUAUUUUUCUUAUCAUUCAGUCUGUUUUCCAUUUCGACAAUAGUGACAUUGGGAACUUGUGAUUGUUCACAAUUUCAAAUUAGUAUUUUCGACAUUUGAUAUUUUUAGGGA
Eutrema salsugineum is the source of this 2058-nucleotide messenger RNA. RefSeq names its product zinc finger BED domain-containing protein RICESLEEPER 2. NCBI's taxonomy places the organism in Eukaryota, Viridiplantae, Streptophyta, Magnoliopsida, Brassicales, Brassicaceae. The coding region runs from base 114 to 1229 and encodes 371 amino acids. The record is from RefSeq and is a predicted model, not a curated record. The transcript is spliced from 2 exons.